AUGCCCGUCCUUCUCACUGGUGGCACAGGUAAGACCUCGGUGCGCCUGGCCCGCUUCCUUCAAAAUGAGAAUAUUCCCUUCCUGCUAGCCUCCCGUCGUGGGGCCGCCGCCGCACCCUCCGGUAUGCCUGCUGUCAAAUUCGACUGGCUGGACCAGUCUACCUGGAAAGAACCCUUCCAGUCCCACUUUGCGGGUGGCGGGACCAUUACCGCGAUCUAUCUUAUGGAGCCACUGGUCGCCGAGCCUUGGAAGCCUAUGAACGAGUUCAUUGACUUUGCGCGAACGGAGCACGGCGUGAGGAGGUUUGUGUUGGUGGCGGGUAGCUCCGCUGAGCCAUCAAAGCCGGGAAUGGGGAUGGUGUGGCAACACUUCCUAGAUACUGGAGUCGACUACUGCGUCCUCCGGCCCAGCUGGUUUAUGGAAAAUCUUUCCGACGGGGCCCCGAGUACUGUUAUUCGCGAUAUGGACAAGAUCUUCACGGCGUGUGGUGACGGUAAAAUCCCCUUCGUGAGCGCCAUUGAUAUCGCUGCGGUCGCAUUCCGGGCAAUCACCGACCCGAAAUCACACAAUUGCGACCACCGUGUGCUGGGACCCGAGUUGCUCACCUAUGAUGAGGUGGCUGAGAAACUGUCUGCCGCACUGGGUCGUCGCAUUGAGCACGUGAAGCUGACCGGCGACGAACGCUACGAAAGCUUGGUCGGUGCUGGGGUCUCUGAGUACUAUGCUCGGUUCUUGACGAAUCUGGAAACCGCGGCAUCUACAGGAUUUGAAACUCGCAUGAACGCUACUGUGCAAGAGGUUACGGGCCGGACCCCCGGUCACUGGAUCUUUUUGCACACGAGAAUAGAGCGGCUUGGCAACACACGCAAACGCAGCCUACACCAGACUGAAGCGUCGCAGCGCUCACCCUGUGCCGACGAAGAAGACCAGCUCUCGGACUGGAUCGAUGUGCUGAUAGGCAUGAGGGAGAUUACGGAGGAAGAAGAAAAGGUGCUGGUGUUUGGUUGGCCGACGAAUGAAGUGGGUGCGUGGGUGUUGAGGUUUAGGAGUGCCGCUGAACUACCAAAAGGCUUUGGGAGAAUGAGUUUGGCGAUGAAUGUGGAGAAGAUACAGAUUGAAGAUGUCCCCCAGGUGAAGGAACUUGAUGGCUACACACGAUUUGAGGCCUAG
Messenger RNA from Penicillium paradoxum, 1170 nucleotides. RefSeq lists its product as uncharacterized. The transcript is spliced from 4 exons. Lineage: Eukaryota; Fungi; Ascomycota; Eurotiomycetes; Eurotiales; Aspergillaceae. Bases 1 to 1170 code for a protein of 389 amino acids. The record is from RefSeq and is a predicted model, not a curated record.